Messenger RNA from Lactuca saligna, 474 nucleotides. NCBI's taxonomy places the organism in Eukaryota, Viridiplantae, Streptophyta, Magnoliopsida, Asterales, Asteraceae. The record is from the annotation of a GenBank genome assembly.
AUGCUCAAUGUCGUUAACAAAGGUCCUAUAGCCACUUUACAUCAAGCGUCAAAAACUGGUGCAGUUGGAAGUAAGCUGAAAGGGAAGUUUGUUUCAUGUUACAACAAGGUAGAGAAAAGGAUGCUAAGCCUUGAUGUAAAAGAUAGAAUUGCUAUGGGAAACUCUUUUCCUUUAUCUGUUUAUUAUUCGGUCCAGAACUGCUUAACCUCUAAAGAGAUGAUGAUCAUUCUAUCAUUUGCUUUUGAAAAGGAAAUUUGUUCAGAUGAUGAAGUUAAGUGUCUUAUGGCUCAAACUGUUGAAUCUCACGCUAACACUUCACAUGGUAGCAUUAUGAUUCUUGAUGAUGAUUCUUCUACCACUAAUAAUCUCAAGCCAAAAAGGGAUGAUGCAUCAACAUUUCAGGGUAAAGAGCAUAUUUGGUAUUUAGACAGUGGCUGCUCAAGGCAUAUGAUAGGAUUCAAAUCUCUCCUAUAA